Molecule: messenger RNA, 4122 nt
Organism: Mytilus californianus (California mussel)
Lineage: Eukaryota; Metazoa; Mollusca; Bivalvia; Mytilida; Mytilidae
Exons: 27
Coding region: 156-2369 (737 amino acids)
Source: RefSeq, a predicted model, not a curated record
UUCGCACCAUGACAAUUACUUCAACAAACGCAUGCGGCGAACUUUAAAUAUAUAUUUGGGUAUAUUUAAACUCCUACCUGAGUUAAAUGUGAGGUAUUAAGGUAGGAAAAUGUCCGUCGAAUUAGAUCCAAACCGUGGACCCCUAACUCUUCAUCAUGACAAAUUUUGACAACUAUAUUGUACACCAACUUAAGGAUCUACAGGACCUACGCACACGUAACUUUGAAGGAAUUUUAGCAUCACCAAGAAAUUUAGGACAAGCCCCUGCCCAGCCCCUUAUCUGGCAGGAUUUUAGGUUCAAAGGUUAUCCUGACAAAUCUUUCCAGGCCCCUAAAGUCCCGAAGUAUAAGCGUCUGUCAAUAGACUUAAUGAAUACAGAACGGGACGACCAGUAUUUUGGCAAAACCACACAUUUUGAUACAGCAAAGAAGAACAGAGCUUUAACUUGGAGACCUAAUGAAUACAAACCACAUAAUUUACUGAAAAGAAAAUCAGGAAAAGUAGCUAAGAGUGAUAUUGUUUACAUAAAGUCUUACAAAGGAGACAAGUCUAAGUUUGAAAGGAGAGCCAGUCCUAAAAAGGCAUGGCACUCUUUUAAAGAAAAUGUGUCCCCAUUUAGCCAGAAAUCGUCAGCAAGGAAAAAUCAAUCAUCACAACAGAAUCCCUUAAAGAUAUCUCCCCAUGUGGAUGAUAAAACAGAACAGUAUCCAAUCAGAGACCCUUUAGGUACCUUGACGGACCGUUCUGAAAAUCGUAGAUACUACAUAAGAGAUCCCUACGGAGAUUUGACGGAGGAACAUAAAUAUAAGCUCCAGAGGGAGAUGCGAGAUAUUGAGGAGGAUAGAAAACAAAGAGGUAUCAUAGAUAAACUUCGGACUGAAGAAAGACAAGAGGAGAGGCAAAAGUUCUAUGAAGAUCUAUACAGACAAAGACAGGAUAAGGAAAUGUUAACAAACUAUUAUCCAUGGGGUAAACCGGGAGGAGGGGCACCGAAACCUGAUAACAGAAAACAGAAGUUUUUAGAAACAGAUUUUGAAGGAAGUCCAACACCAAGUUAUAGAGAAAGAAUGAUCAGUAGAUCACUGACUGCAGGAGAAUUAGAUUGGAUAACUAGCAUGACUAGAUACAAACAGCAACAGGAGCUUAAAAUUCAAGAAGCUUUGGAAAAAGAUAGACAAGCAGUAGAGGAACGUUUCCGGUAUAAUGAAGACAGGGGAGAGCAGGAAAGAUACCAUCAAGAAUUAGCAAAACAGAGAAAUGAUCAAGAAUUACGUAGACAAGAGGAUAGAUUAGAUAACUUACAGAGAGAAUUGGAAACGGUAAAUUUGAAAACUGACCAGUUUGGAAAGCCAGGAGGAGGAGCUCCAAAUAGAAAUACUUCAGACUCAUUCACAGAAAGAAGAGAGCCAAUGCCAAGUAUGGAGUCACCCAGAAGAGGUAAUUGGACAGUACCAAAUUAUAUUUCUGCUCCGGCCACAUAUAGAAACAACAGCUAUGAUGAUAUAGGCAGAUCAAUGAACGCUGCAGAAAAGUUAACGAGGGUCAACAGGGAGGUGCUGCCUUUAUACCACCCAUUUGGUAGGUCAGGAGGAGGUGCUCCAGUCAAAGAUAAUCGUGGGAAAAUUGUUACACAGCUACAGGGAAAUCUAUUAAUGGAGAAUUACAAAUAUCAGGAUAGUUCGUAUGAUGAUAAUGCUAGAAAAAGGGCAAGAGCUAAAGAAUACUAUGACUUCUUGAGAGGUCAGGAAGAAGAACAAAGAAGAAACAAGCAAGAGAUAGAAUGGCACAUGAAAGCCCCUAUUGGAGAAUUAGCUUCUAUAAUGGGGUCUAAAAAUGUAGGCAAGCCAGUUAAAGACCCCUACACAGGUGAACUUAGAAAUCAUCAUCUGGGUAACUCUGAUGUCACAUUACAGAAAAUGAACUAUCAACCAAAAGCUGAAACAGAAAAGAAGAAAUAUCAUGAAGAUUUGUCACAGUUAGCAGAUGAGAGAAUGAGAUACAGACAGUUGAACAGGCUAAAGGAAAAUCAGGAGGGCAUGCUGCAUCAACAUACGAUGGACGCAAUGUGGGGAAGACCGGGAGGCGGAGCUCCGAAGGGAUACAAUCUCCGCAAAUUCAAUCUGGAAUCCACACUUCAUCACCCAACAAAAGAUCAGACAACUGAAGAAUAUAUAAAAAAGAAGGACUGGUCACAAGUUCCACAAGAGGGUAAUCCAUUUAGUCAAAAUGAUGAUAAUUACAGUCCUAGAUUUCAACCUAAUAAGUAUGUUAGAAGCACCAUACAAAGCACUCAUGCCAAUUUAUAUGAAUAUCCAGAACAUCUCAAGGACAAAAAUUAUGCACUGAGUGAACCCUAUGCCACUUAUUAAAAAAGACUUUUGUUGUUACCAUAGAAAUAGAAAUGAUGUGAUUCUCAGGAGAACAGACAGUAUUGCACAAUCUUUUGUCAGAUGUCUUAUUCAUUUUACUUAUAAAGUAUUAUAUUAUUGUAUAGAGCAUGUUCAGAUUAUAAGUAAAUUAUGCAACUUUAUGGGGAUCUUUAUAAUUGAUAAUUAUAGUGGUCUCCAUUAUCUGAAAGCCUUUUGCAAAGGUCAUACCUUUUCAAGGUCAAUUUAAUUUUCACAUUUUUCUUGAAUGAAUACAAGGGGACAAUAAACUACCUAAAAUUUCAAAAAAUUAAAAUAUGAGCGAAAUAUAUAUUACUUACGAUGAGGAAUAUUUAAAAGACUCUUUUGAUGUUUCAUUCAUAGAUACAUUGAGCUGUAUCAUCUACACAAAAAGGAUCAUUGUGGAUUGCUGCAUGAAAAAUCAUUGUUUUAAAUUUGUUUGUUACAUUUGAAGUUUUUUUUUUUGUCUUUGCCCGAUUCGCUUCUCACUUUUCGCAUCAUACUUAUGAGAAGCAUUUUUCAAGCAACGACUUUGUGCACAUAAUUCUUGUUUCAAUAAAUUAUGUUUUUAUCAUCUGUUUCAUAUACCUGUUAAAGCUCAGUUACAAAGGCAUAUUAGUCGUAUGUUAUGUAGUAAAAUGUUCCUACAAGACAGAAUUAAAGUCAAAUUUAACUCAUUUUUUUUUUCAAAAAUCAAAUUUUACUAUCAUUUAAUUACCCCACCCCUACAUUAGUUGAUUAUCACAUGAUUCAUAAGAUUUAAAAGUUUUCAAUGAUCAUGAUCGUGAUCAAACCAUUGUUGAAUUUGUUGAUGAACUUUUGUUGAAAUUUUUAUUGAUCAUGAUUUAUCAGAUAUAAGAUUUGGCCCUGUACCAAUGUUGAAGUUAUUGAUUGCAACUAUGUUACAGAUUGUUGAAAGGUAUUUGUGGUAUUUGGGUUAUAAUAAUUGUAAAUAGUAUCAUAAUGCACUUAUGUUUUGUUCAAUUGUUGACCAGUCCAGUUACCCAUUGUCUUUUUAUAUAUUGUACAUUUUUAUCUAUUUAUUUAAUCAAAAAUCUUCAGUGUCAGCUGUGAUGUCUUUCUCGUCAUUAUGUGAUACUUAUAUUGUGAAAUUUUAUUUUUACAUGUUAAAUUUUUUUUUCUAUAUGUUUUAGACGGAUAUUGAUUUAAAAAUAAAUAUUUUAUGUGCUUUGAUACCAUUUUAAUCUUUAUCUAUGCAGUUGGUGAUAUUUUGUUGUGACUUUGAAUUCCAGUUAUUUAUUUUUUUUAUGUAUAUGAAGUAUGCAAUUUCAACCAUAUUUUAAGAAAAAAAUGUUAAGUUAUUUUUUUUUAAUCUGCACAUUCCAUUGACAAAUUAAAAUGAAUUCUUCGAGGGUGAUUAUGAAACAAUAUUUUGAUAAUUAAUGACAGUAUGCAUUGAUAAAAUUCCAGAUUUUAUAACAUUAUCUGUUUUAUAGAUAAGUUCUAGUCAACUUUAAUGAAAUUUCCGAUUUUACAACCAAAAUAAAUUUUCAUUGUUCAAAUUGAUUUUAUUCUAGAUUUUAUUACCUUGAGUACCAGUAAUCAGUACCUUGACUAAAAUGCAGUCUUUUGAAAUGGUCCAGUAAACUUUUUUUUUAUAUAAAUGUGAUAUAAUGUUCUAUAUUCCGUCCAUCAUUGUUUCUACUGUUUUUGUUAGUUAUAGAGAUCUAUGUAUACCAUGUUAUGUGUACAAUAAAAGUUCUAUUUAAACCUG